Molecule: messenger RNA, 4862 nt
Organism: Gasterosteus aculeatus aculeatus (three-spined stickleback)
Lineage: Eukaryota; Metazoa; Chordata; Actinopteri; Perciformes; Gasterosteidae
Product: kinesin-1 heavy chain
Biological process (GO): microtubule-based movement
Molecular function (GO): microtubule motor activity; ATP binding; microtubule binding
Source: RefSeq, a predicted model, not a curated record
CCCCCGCCCCCCCGAUGUGAGGACCACUCCGACCCAGUCAGCGGGACGAGCAGCUGAGCUCCAUCCCCGCUGAGGGGCGCGGCCUCCCCGCUGCCGCUCACUCGCUCCGUCAGCGACCGGAGGACGCAGCGCUGCAUCCAGCCACCGAGGCGGCGGACAUGGCGGACCCCGCAGCGGAGACCACCAUCAAUGUGGUGUGCCGCUUCAGGCCGCUGAACAGCUCGGAGGUGGCGCGGGGAGACAAGUACAUCCCCAAGUUCCAGGGGGAGGACUGCGUGCUGAUCGCGGGGAAACCGUACCACUUUGACCGCGUGUUCCAGUCCGACACUACUCAGGUGCAAUUCUACAACGCCGUGGCUCAGAAGAUUGUCAGAGAUGUUUUGGGGGGCUACAAUGGGACCAUAUUUGCCUACGGACAGACGGCUUCUGGGAAAACCCACACAAUGGAGGGCAAACUCCACGACUCCGAUAUGAUGGGAGUCAUUCCCAGAAUUGUCGACGACAUCUUCAACUACAUCUACUCCAUGGAUGAGAACCUGGAGUUCCACAUCAAAGUUUCAUAUUUUGAAAUCUACUUGGACAAAAUCAAGGACUUGUUAGAUGUGUCAAAGGUCAACCUCUCUGUGCACGAAGACAAAAACAGGGUGCCCUAUGUCAAGGGGUGUACCGAGCGCUUUGUGAGCAGUCCUGAGGAGGUCAUGGACGCCAUUGACGAGGGCAAAAACAGCAGGCACGUGGCUGUCACAAACAUGAACGAGCACAGCUCCAGGAGUCACAGCAUCUUCCUCAUCAACAUCAAGCAGGAAAACUCUCAGACAGGACAGAAACUCACCGGCAAGCUGUACCUCGUCGACCUGGCCGGGAGUGAGAAAGUGGGUAAGACGGGAGCAGAGGGGACGGUGCUGGAUGAGGCUAAGAUGAUCAACAAGUCCCUGUCUUCGCUGGGAAAUGUCAUCUCUGCCCUGUCGGAGGGCUCGGGAUAUGUCCCGUACAGGGACAGUAAGAUGACCAGGAUCCUGCAGGACUCCCUGGGAGGGAACUGUCGGACCACCAUGGUCAUCUGCUGCUCGCCGUCCGCCUUUAAUGACGCUGAGACCAGGUCCACCCUGAUGUUUGGGCAGAGGGCAAAGACCAUCAAGAACACCGUGAGCCUGAACGUGGAGCUGACGGCGGAGCAGUGGAAGAAGAAAUGGGAGAAAGAGAACGAGAAGAAUAAGACACUGAAAAACACGGUUACCUGGCUGGAAGCCGAGCUUAACCGCUGGAGGAGCGGAGAGAGCGUCCCGGUGGAGGAUCAGUUCGAUAAAGAGAAGGCCCAAGCUGAGGUCCAGGCUCUGGACAGCGCGCUCAACAACGAUAAGACGGCCCCCGCGCCGGCCCUGACCCCCCUCCCUGGGGUCAAACUCACCGAGGCAGAGACCAAGCAGUACGGUGCCGAAAUGGCAAAGCUCUACAAAGAAAUGGAUGAUAAGGACGACGAGAUCAACCAGCAGUCUCAGCUGUUGGAGUCGCUGAAGCAGCAGAUGUUGGACCAGGAGGAGCUCCUGUCCUCGUCCCGCCAAGACCACGACACCCUGCAGACAGAACUGAGCCGACUGCUGUCGGAGAACGAAGCCUCCAAAGAGGAGGUGAAGGAGGUGCUGCAGGCACUGGAGGAGCUGGCCGUAAACUACGACCAGAAGAGUCAGGAAGUGGAGGACAAGGCGCAGGAGUUCGAGGCCCUCAGCGAGGAGCUCAACGAGAAAUCGAGCUCCUUGGCCUCCAUUGACUGUGAACUCCAGAAGCUGAAGGAGAUGACCAACCAUCAGAAGAAGAGGGUGACCGAGAUGAUGUCAUCAUUACUCAAAGACCUGGCUGAGAUAGGAAUCGCCUUGGGGAGCAACGACAUAAAGCAGCACGAGAGCAGCGGCCUCGUCGACGAGGAGUUCACCGUGGCUCGUCUCUACAUCAGCAAGAUGAAGUCGGAGGUGAAGGCGAUGGUGAAGCACAGCAAACAGCUGGAGAGCUCCCGGUCCGAGAGCACCCAAAAGAUUGAGGCGACAGAGAUGGAGCUGAUUGCCCUCCAGCUCCGAGUCUCCCAGCAUGAAGCCAAAAUCAAGUCCCUAACAGACAGCCUCCAGAAUGUGGAGCAGAAGAAAAGACAGUUGGAGGAAACAGUGGACUCUCUAAAUGAGGAAAUAGUCAGGAUCAAAGCCCAAGCUUGUCUGCUUCCAGAGAAAGUCAACACCCUGGAGAAGGACAAUGAGAUCCAGUCUGCCAAUGAAAUCAAGGACGCGGUGGAGAAGCAGAUCCAGUCCCACAGAGAGAUCCAUCAGAAACAGAUCGGCAGCCUGAGGGACGAGCUGGACCACAAGGAGAAGCUCAUGACGGAGCUGCAGGAUCUGAACCAGAAGAUCGUGCUGGAGCAGGAGAGGCUGAGGGUGGAGCACGAGAAGCUGAAGGCUGCAGAUCAGGAGAAGAGCCGCCAGCUACAAGAGCUCACGGUGUUGCAGGACAGGCGGGAUCAGGCCAGACAGGACCUGAAGGGACUAGAGGAGACUGUGGCCCGAGAGCUGCAGACGCUCCACAACCUCCGGAGGCUUUUUGUCAAAGACUUGACCACUCGAGUCAAAAAGAGUGCUCAUAUGGACUCAGAUGACGCAGAAAGCACCACAAUGCAGAAACAGAAGAUCUGCUUCCUGGAAAGCAACCUUGAGCAGCUCACCAAAGCUCAUAAGCAGCUGUUACGGGACAACGCCGACCUUCGAAGUGAGCUUCCCAAACUAGAGAAGCGUCUGCGGGCCACUGCCGAGCGGGUCAAAGCCCUGGAGGCGGCUCUGCGGGAGGCCAAAGAGAACGCAGCAAUCGACCGAAAGCGCUACGACCAGGAAAUGGAGCGCAUCAAGGACGCUGUCAAGCCCAAAAACACGGGCCGGAGAGCCUCCAUAGCUAAGCCCAUCAGACCAGGCCAGCUGCCGGGAGCCUCUCCCAUCAACACCAGUGUCAACAGGUCCAACCUCAUCCAGAACAACCAGCCUGCGGGCAUCAAGGGAGGAGGCAACAGCAGGAAUAUGCAUCAAUGUGAGGAGAUGUCAGAAUGAUGGGUCUCCCCAACACAACGCCUUCAGGGAUCUCUGCCUUGUUGAAGGGCAUCUCCGCAGUGACCAGGAGACAAACUGGCACCUCUCCCACCAUCAGUCCACACCCGUACCGGGUCUGUGUCAGACUUCAACCACUACCCUGGCUACUGCUGUUUAAGACUUCCAAAAAGACAACAUGGGAAUUGCUUUGUGUACCUUUCCUUUUGUGAUUUCCCUCACAGCGACAGAGAACAAAGCACGGCCCACUAACAACUAGCCAAAGCUCCAGUUUCAUUGAAGAUAUUGAACUUUUAUCAGGAAACACCACACCAGUCUUCCAACAUCAAAGUGUGUAUAUACUGUAUAUAAGUAUUUCAUGUAUUUCAUGUUCAAGCCUAUGGCUCUAAAAAGAACUAAGCCACAUAAGUGCCUUGUAAAAUCCACACAUAAUGCGUGGAGUUGCUCAGAUGACAGAUAAUUACUAAAUUAUGGACCUGAAAUAUCAGACCUCGAUGUAUCUCUGAACAUAAAAAGACACUUCAUGCCUUCAUAUGCUCCAGUGUAACUCUUGCAUCAUGACAAACCGCACCACUGCGCCUGUAUCUAAUACUCUAUGUUACCCUGAAUGGUCAACAAUACACUGAGAUACUGGAACUCCCUCCCUUGGAACCCUCCCAGAAAUCCUACCAAUUAAAAACCCCAAACAGAGCAAGGGACAAACCUGGUGAAGGCCAACACACAGUGGUGUUAGGACCGGAGGGGCUGUAGCAACAUGCCUGUAUUCGCCAAAUGCCCCUCACAAUAGUCCGGCUACGGUUUCCAUUACUCUUCCUGCCCAUUCAUAUGAAAUGAGUGAAACACUCUUGGUCCGGCCCCUUCCCUGUUAUCUUUACUUUGAGAGACCCUACCCGGAGAAAUUUACCUAUCAGGAAUCAAGAAUCAGGAAUCAGGAAACAUUUAUUGCCAUAAUAUGUCAGACAUACAAGGAAUUUGACUUGGUGCAUCACAGCAGACAGUACGACAAGACAAGACAACAGUGCAAGAGGAUUAAAAUAUACAACACAGCUCCCAGGGUCAAAAACGCCUCUGCGACGUUAAAGUGGUGAUUCAUUACUUGAUUGAUUACUUCAUCGAUUCAUUGAACUAAUAAACACUAGAAACUCAUCUACGUAUACAUUUUUGUGAUGCUCUACUGUUGCCGUAAUAUUCUGAUUUAGACAUUCAAAAGCGUGUUCAACCACAUAUUGGUACAAAAGGAUGCUUUAGGCGAUUAAAAACAUCUCACUUUCGUACACAAGUAGAGCAAGUGAUAUGUGCUCUGCCUUGCUUAUUUAAACUAAAUGGUUUUCUGUCAUUGGCUAGUGCUUGAAACUCUCUCUAAAAGCCUUUAACUCCUCAGCUUCCCAAACAGGCUUCUGCUUGGCAGCAGCGCUCCUGUCUCCUGGCUCAGGGCAUGAAGAGCAUUGGGAGUGGAAUACAAAUUUAAUUUAUGCCAGAUAGCUAAAGGCAAGAGUCCACUAAUGAUCACUUGGUUUGGAAAGCAUUAAUUAUGCUUUGUUUUUAAUGUGGCUAAUGUAUCCAGACUGACUUUCUAGUAGGAAAGUGGAUGAUUGACACUUACCCUCUGAAAGUCUGUCAGCUCUGGAGCGUUGUUAUAACUCCCGUGUAAUGUAUCCUUGUGACAUCCUAUGCAACCCUACAUGUGUUUCAUGGUGACAAUAAAUGAUCAUUAAGUCUUUUUAAUUGUUUGGUUGCACAGAAUGUAAUGUCAAGCCCUUCAAAUAAAAAUUGACUGAACUUAAA